AUGUUAUGUCAUCAAACCCUUUUGGCAAUCCACAAUAAAGUCAAGGAAAUGCCUCGCAAAGUAUCAUAUGGAGUUGAUUUUGAUGAAGAGUAUGAUGCUUAUGAUGAUUAUCAUGAUGAUUAUGAUUAUAAUCAUGGCAAUGGCAUAGAUGAAAACGAAACUGCUUGGGAACCUCCUGUUACAAAAGAAGAAAUAGUGUAUCAAAAUGUUUGGCGUUGUCCUAUUUGUACAUAUGAUAAUGAUGAAUAUAUGUCUUCAUGUGAUAUAUGUGGUGUCCUUCGCAACCCUUUAAUCAAAAGCUCCAACAAUGGCCAAUCAAGUACAGUUGAUGGAAUAUGCACAAACUUUGGAGCAUCAAUGAUGGCAAAGUCUCUUUUUACAUCAUUGCCAUAUGAGUCACCAAGAGGGGGUGUAACUGUAAACUUUCAACCACAGAAAGAUGAUUCUUCAAGAAAAGAGGACACAUUCUCUCUUCACGUGCAUGGAAAAUUCCAUGAUUUACAUAAUGCCAUUAUCUCUGAAAAAUCUUACAAGGUUAACAUAGCCCCUUUCAAGUUUGAUACCCCAUCUCCAGAUGAUGUUGUUUCUUUGGGAUUGAAGUCUUACAAAUUAGGUUCCAAAGUUGUACCCAACUUGGAGAAACCAUCCACUUCUGAUGCUCCUUCCAACAAGAAGAUUGAAAAUGCCAACUUGAAGUCAAAUGCUAAAUCUUCCAACAAAUCACCACCAUUGAUUUCAAAAGAUAAACCACAACACAUGGAGAACAAUAACAUGACACAAACACAUAAGAUUUCCAGCGAAUUUAACAACAUGACCAUGAGUGCCGAAUCUGGAACUUCCAAAAUUGCAAACAAGGGUAAAAUGGGUAAAACGGGUAUAACUGCAUCUCGCUCACAGUAUAAACCUGAGAAGUGGAUGCUACUUGAUGAAGGAGAAGAUCGUCUGAGUCAGCUAAAUCUUGCUAUUGUUGGGCAUGUGGAUUCUGGAAAGUCAACACUUUCAGGAAGGCUGCUACACCUUUUGGGACAAAUAUCUCAGAAACAAAUGCAUAAAUUUGAAAAGGAGGCUAAAUUACAGGGGAAAGGUUCGUUUGCUUAUGCAUGGGCAUUAGAUGAGAGUGCUGAAGAACGAGAAAGGGGGAUAACAAUGACAGUUGGAGUUGCCUUUUUCAACUCUAAAAAACACCAUGUUGUGGUGUUGGAUUCACCAGGGCAUAAAGAUUUUGUCCCAAACAUGAUAUCAGGUGCAACACAAGCAGAUGCUGCAAUUCUUGUUAUUGAUGCAUCACUUGGUGCGUUUGAAGCAGGUAUCGAUAGUGCAGGAGGUCAAACACGGGAACACGCACAGCUGAUUAGAAGCUUUGGUGUUGAUCAAAUCAUUGUUUCUGUCAAUAAAAUGGACGCUGUUCAAUACUCCAAGGAAAGGUUUGAUAAUAUUAAACUCCAACUUGGGGUUUUUCUUCGUUCUUGUAAUUUUAAAGAUUCUAAUGUCACGUGGGUCCCGUUGAGUGCUAUGGAAAAUCAAAACUUGGUUGCUCCUCCUUCCGAUGCUCGAUUGCUUUCCUGGUAUAAGGGAGGUAGUUUGUUGGAAGCCAUAGAUGCGUUUCAACCUCCUGCUAGAGAAUAUUCUAAGCCUUUAUUGAUGCCUAUUUGUGAUGUCAUCAAACUCCCAUCUCAAGGUCAGGUAUCUGCAUGUGGGAAGUUAGAAUCCGGAGCUCUUCGAAAUGGAACAAAGGUUAUGAUUCUGCCAUCUGGAGACAUUGGAACAGUUCGAUCUUUAGAACGUGAUUCACAGGCGUGUAGCAUUGCAAGAGCUGGAGAUAAUGUAGCUGUUACUCUACAAAAUAUUGAUGCAAAUGUUGUGAUUUCGGGUGGUGUAUUGUGUCACCCUGAUUUUCCAGUGUCGGUUACAAACCAUUUGGAGUUGAAGAUUCUUGUUUUGGAUGUCCAAACGCCAGUUUUAAUCGGCUCUCAGUUGGAGUUUCAUAUACACCAUGCAAAGGAAGUAGCAAGAGUUUCAAAGAUUGUGUCUUUGCUUGAUGCAAAAACAGGGAAGGUUACUAAGAAGUCACCAAGAUGUCUCUUAUCCAAACAAACUGCCGUAGUUGAGGUGAUGCUUCAAGGGGAAGUAUGUGUGGAUGAAUUUUCAAGUAGCAGAGCUCUUGGGAGGGUGUUUCUGAGAUCAUCAGGGACAACUGUUGCUGUUGGUGUGGUAACUAGAGUUAUAGUAGAUGACCAGAGUUAGUUAUAUUAUCAUAUUUAUUUAUGGUAUAACUAGUGUAGUAGUUGUCAUGUCUCAUUUUGACCACUUUGACUUGAUACAUGCCCUUAUAAGUAAGUUAUAACAAGUUGCAUGCGGAAAUGUUUUGUAAGUUGUGUUGAGUGAGUGUAUACAAUUUUGUAUCCAUCAGGUAGUUUUUUGACUAAUUCUGCUUCCAUAAUUUAUGUAAACAACUUGUUUCACAUGCCUGCAGUUCUUACUAUAUGAGUCGAGUGUUAUUUUAGCUGAAUAAAUGCAAUUUAAAAAUAUAUUCAAGGAAAAG
Molecule: messenger RNA, 2542 nt
Organism: Lactuca saligna
Lineage: Eukaryota; Viridiplantae; Streptophyta; Magnoliopsida; Asterales; Asteraceae
Source: the annotation of a GenBank genome assembly